AUGACUGCCGAGUUGGAGUACCGCGUGUUUCCGAUCCGAGUUAUGCUUGCGGUUGAUCCCAUGCAACUGGUUGAUCUCGUUGGACUGCAGUUGUACGACUCGUAUGAAGUGAAUGAAACCGGCAGAGCACCUUCACUUUCAAUUCUUCGUUUGCUAUACAGCGUGCUGCUGUUCGGUGGUUAUCUUGUAGGAUUUUACAAGUCCAUAGAAGAUAUCGCUCUCUCGGAUCAAUCCGCGCACAGUCCAAGCAUCUUUAAGUAUGCAUUAAUGACGCAAGUAUACUCUGGUAUCCUGGGUGCAGUUAUCUGCUAUGCAUUCCUGUGGCGGGCUGAUCGCAUGAAAUGCGUGUACAUUGAAGGGAUACAGUUUAGCAGCACGAAGAUAAACGAUCGGUACUUUCAAUUCCGCAACAUGCUGGUCCCUUCGAAACAAUCCAUAAUAGUUCCGAUCUCACUAGCGAUGCUUUUGGGGUUAUCGGUUUGGGAAGCCUACGCUCAGUACAUGAAUGAAAGCUACUUCACGAUAAUCGCAGUAAUUUAUCCUUUGUGGAUGUUUCAUGUCACGAUUCUGGAGUUCAUCACAAUGGUCAAAUCAACCGAAUGCAUUCUGACUAAAUUAAACUGGAUGCUGGAUGCUUUCUUGGAGAACGUACAGAAACAAACUCUGCCAGGUAUCAAUAACAAAGGAAAGGACACGAAAAGGUCGAUCACCAAGGUGCAUCCAGCCAGCCGUCGACCAUUCGUGCAUGAAAACGAGUUGAUCAGUGGCGAAAGACUAACGUACAUGUUUGUGAUCCAUGAAAAUGUGGCCAAACUGGCAGAAUUUAUAAACGGCGCCUAUUCGCUGCAAAUUAUUGCCAUCGUAACGGUUACAUUUGUUAACACGUUGUUUGGAUUUUUUAUCGAAACGAAGCUUCUGUUCUGGAACUAUCAGAUGCUCGAACUGAUAUUUAGGGCUUGUCGGUACGCAUUUGAGUGCAUUCCAGCUUGCCUGGUGAUUUAUUACAUGCUUAUUGUUUGUGCGUCUACACAUACUGAAUUGUUCAAAUCGUCCUCACUACUGCACAAACUGUUACAGUACAAAUCAAACUAUUUCAUUGACGAUCAGGCCCUGUUUGAAAGAUCAAAAGCUAUUGCUCUUCAGUUACUGCACAGAAAAAGAUUUUCGCUUUUUGACGGAAGUGGCUUGUUCAAGCUGGAUUUUACUUUCAUAUUUUCGAUAUUCAGUGCGGCCACUUCUUAUUUGAUUGUGCUGCUCCAGUUUGAUUUAUCUAAGGAUCUUGAAAGCGCCACAAUGUAA
Anopheles nili is the source of this 1299-nucleotide messenger RNA. Its product is annotated as putative gustatory receptor 28b. Gene Ontology annotation, cellular component: neuronal cell body; membrane; axon. The transcript is spliced from 8 exons. Gene Ontology annotation, biological process: sensory perception of taste. The record is from RefSeq and is a predicted model, not a curated record. Bases 1 to 1299 code for a protein of 432 amino acids. Lineage: Eukaryota; Metazoa; Arthropoda; Insecta; Diptera; Culicidae.